AUGCAUGUGGCCUCUCCCGAGGAUAUUAAACACGAGAUCGAGGAUGGCAGAGGUGAGUGGCGGUAUGUACCACCGUGUGUGCGACAGGCAUUGGCGCUUGUUCUUCCAACGACACCGAAAAGGUGUUCAAGGUCGCGGAGCGUUACGAGCGGCUGCUGUGCUCCUCGCAUGCUUUUGCCACUGCGGGGGAGUGGUCCAAAGACAGAUGUGAUGGAGGCUGUGGAGGCAGCGCAGUUGGCGGAGCAGCCACUCGCGGUCGCUGGGAGGGAGCUGCUAAGUUCUUCCAAAGUUUUGGCGAAGCAUCUCCCAAAGCAAAGGAGAAUUCCUCCCGGCAAGCCUGUUGUCAGGGUGUGUUCAAGCUGUGGUGGACCUCUGCAGGAAACUGGGGCGCCUGGCAAGAGAUGUGAAGAACGCCCCCGUAGUGGUCGCAAGGGGCGCAGUGCAUCUUGUGUGUUGGACGCACACUCCAUGGGGGAGCGUACACAACUACCCGGUGAUACCUCUUCAAGUGUUCCCGGGGUGACUCGCCGAACCUCCAGCGGUGAACAAACCAGUCGAAGAACCCACAAUACCGCACGCGUCGUCCAGCCAAUUAACAUGGAGGCCUCGAAAAUCAAACGUGUGGAGUGCAUUCGGCACCGUCGGGAGGUGACGGACGCCCUGUUGCAUAUGGUUGAGGCAGUGAAGGUGCUGAGCAAGGAAGUGGACACAACGGUUGUGAAAUCUGUUACAGACGCCAUGCGCCUUGAUCCCCGACGAGCGAAAGACGUUCGAGGGGAGGUUGCACCGGUUGCCUCUCCAUCGGAAGAGCAACAGGAGGCACUAAAGGGACUGUCUAAUUCCGUACGGUGGCUGACGAAUGCGACGAACGAACUGGUGGCCGUUUUCCUAACCCCGGAGGAAAAGCGGUUUCUUGGUUUAAAUACGCAUAGACUCCAGACGCGUAAGGAACGAUCAACUAUGUACCAAUACGCAAAAACAUAUCGUAGAAGGGACGGAGGCUUGCCGCCUCCUCCCCCUGGCGUUGGUGAAAAUAUUACAGGGGACUUGAAAGAGGGGCCUAGGGAAAACCAAGAUGGUGAGGGAGAUGCUGACGAAGAAGAUGUCUCAGGGAAGGGCAAAAGCAGAGGGGAGGGCGUACAAAGAAGCGAAGGAGGCAAAUCCGCUGAGGUUUCUUCUAAAGGGGCAAUAGGGAAAACGGAAUGUGGCGCGGGGGUCCGUUCCCCAUCGGGCGCGGCUGCUGGUGCUGAAGAUCACAACCCGGAAGUAGGGAUGAAGGGCGGUUGCGUGGAAAUGUCGAAUAAUACACAGCGCUCUUCCCAACUCUCAAGCGUGCAGGCUUCCAGGAGGGAGGAAAAGUUGUCUGAGGAUAACCAAGUGAAGAAAAGACUUUCUGUGUCGACGCGUGGCACCGCUGAGGAGGUGUCGGCGAGCAACGCCCAGGGAAGUCCUGGGCAAGCGAAAUUGUCUGUCGGCCGUGCUUCGGCAUCGGACGUUGCAAACCCGUCCGUGAGCAGUACGGGAGCGAGGAACUCUUUACCGAAGCGAAGAAAGGCCAGUGAUUCUCAGUCCAGGGCCAGAGAGUCUAUGGAAUCGCUUACUGGCCAAGAACCCCCGGGUUCCGCCGUUUCCGGAGCGUCACUGGCGCAGGCGGAAACCACCGCCAGUGCUGGAGAUUUGGCGAAUAAGAACUUGAACAAAUUCGCGGUUGCUAGUGACAGUGACAGUGAUUCUGACUAG
Trypanosoma brucei brucei TREU927 is the source of this 1740-nucleotide messenger RNA. RefSeq lists its product as hypothetical. The coding region runs from base 1 to 1740 and encodes 579 amino acids. The transcript has a single exon. Lineage: Eukaryota; Euglenozoa; Kinetoplastea; Trypanosomatida; Trypanosomatidae. The record is from RefSeq and is a predicted model, not a curated record.